Messenger RNA from Candida tropicalis MYA-3404, 783 nucleotides. RefSeq names its product Gig1p (gene GIG1). Gene Ontology annotation, cellular component: cytoplasm. Gene Ontology annotation, biological process: N-acetylglucosamine metabolic process. The transcript has a single exon. The record is from RefSeq and is a predicted model, not a curated record. Lineage: Eukaryota; Fungi; Ascomycota; Pichiomycetes; Serinales; Debaryomycetaceae. The coding region runs from base 1 to 783 and encodes 260 amino acids.
AUGACUUUAUCUGCUAAUACCAAAUCUUUAAUUACUGAUACCAAAUCUUUAUCAAAUACCAAUCAACAAUUAAAUACACCACCAGCAUCACCAGUAGGUUUUGAAAAAUAUUAUACCCAAUUUAAAAUACAGUUACAUCAUAGUGAUUUAAUGCCACAACCAUCCAAGAUAAAAUCAGAAGAACCAUUCUCAUGGUCAGAAAUUGAAUUUAUUAUCAAAACCAAUCAACUUGAGAUUUUUGCUAGAUCAGAAGAACAAACUAUAAAAUAUCAUAAUUUCAAACGAUGGUUAAAAGAUUCAAAUACACUGGUUAAUGAUUAUCUAUUGAAUCAUGAAUUACAUUGGAAAGAAUCUGAUAUUAGAGAUCAAGAACAUGAUUUACCACAAGAAUAUUCUAUUGAAUAUCCACAAGAUUUAAUUUUUUACAAUAAAGAUGAUAUCUCAAUAUUAUACAAUAAAUUCCCAUAUUAUUUCGAUACAAAUGUAAAGCAUUUGUGUAUUUGGUCUAAAUUAAGAAUCCCUGUUGAUAAGAAUAGUCCAGAUGGUGAUAUUUCUAAUAGAACAAGAAAAAUUAUUCAUAGAUAUCUUGAAAAAACAUUUGUUGAAAAAGGUGGUCUUUCAUGGGAUCAAAUUGUAUGGUUCAAAAAUUGGUUAACUUUACAAAGUGUUAGAGCCAUUAGUCAUAUUCAUGUCAUUUUACGAGACGUUGAUGACAAGUUCAUUGAGGAGUUGAUUGGUGGAAGUGGGGAAGUCUUGACUUUAGAGGAUUAUAAAAACUUAUAG